CUCUCAGCCUUUCUAUAUAAAACGAAAUAAAGAAGAAAAUAAAUACCAGAAGUGGUAUAGUCUAGGCCGAUACAUUUCACUAUCUCUCUCUCUGUUGUUUUUCCUCUUCUUUUUUUUUCCAUUUGAUUUCAAAGACUCUCACACAAAGAGCUUCAGAUUUAUAAGAGCGUGAUAAUGGCUUUAAGACAAAGAUUGGUAAGAAGAAAAAACUAGAGAGAAACGACCAAAAUCUCAAGCAAACAGUACUAUCUUCUGUUGCAAAACAGAAGAAGAUGUCUUGUAAUAAUGGAAUGUCUUUUUUCCCUUCAAAUUUCAUGAUCCAAAACUCUUACGAAGACGAUCAGCCUCAUCAAUCUCCUUCUCUUGCUCCUCUUCUUCCUUCUUGUUCUCUACCUCAAGAUCUCCAUGGGUUUGCUUCGUUUCUAGGUAAGAGAUCUCCAAUGGAAGGUUGUUGCGAUUUAGAAACAGUGAACAACAUGAAUGGUGAAGAAGAUUAUUCAGAUGAUGGGUCUCAAAUGGGAGAGAAGAAGAGGAGACUGAACAUGGAACAAGUGAAGACAUUAGAGAAGAACUUUGAGCUUGGAAACAAACUUGAACCAGAGAGGAAAAUGCAGCUAGCUCGUGCCUUAGGUUUGCAACCAAGACAGAUCGCGAUUUGGUUCCAAAAUCGAAGAGCUCGUUGGAAAACAAAGCAGCUUGAGAAAGAUUAUGAUACUCUUAAACGACAGUUUGAUACACUUAAAGCUGAAAAUGAUCUUCUUCAAACUCAUAAUCAGAAACUUCAAGCUGAGAUAAUGGGAUUAAAAAACAGAGAACAAACAGAAUCAAUAAAUCUAAACAAAGAAACUGAAGGAUCUUGUAGUAACAGAAGUGAUAACAGUUCAGAUAAUCUCAGACUCGAUAUCUCAACUGCGCCGCCAUCAAACGACAGUACAUUAACCGGUGGCCAGCCACCGCCACCACAGACAGUCGGUCGACACUUCUUCCCACCGUCGCCAGCCACCGCAACGACAACAACGACAAUGCAGUUCUUUCAAAACUCAUCUUCAGGACAGAUUAUGGUUAAAGAAGAGAACAGUAUCAGUAACAUGUUCUGUGCAAUGGAUGACCAUUCUGGUUUUUGGCCAUGGCUUGAUCAGCAACAGUACAAUUGAAAUUGGUCUACCUGUUUUUUUAUCUUUUCUUUUUAUUUUUUUAUAUAAAUAUUUUUUGUAUUUUGAAUUUUGAUCAGAAGAACCCAUGCAUGUUUUCAAAAAUUGGAAUCUAUCACUAGCUCACUUUGAAAUCUGCAACCAAACACCACCGAGUUUUUUGUUUACUUUUUGAGUAAAUGAUAUG
This is a messenger RNA of Arabidopsis lyrata subsp. lyrata, 1338 nucleotides long. RefSeq names its product homeobox-leucine zipper protein ATHB-13. Lineage: Eukaryota; Viridiplantae; Streptophyta; Magnoliopsida; Brassicales; Brassicaceae. Gene Ontology annotation, molecular function: DNA-binding transcription factor activity, RNA polymerase II-specific; sequence-specific DNA binding. The transcript is spliced from 3 exons. Gene Ontology annotation, biological process: positive regulation of DNA-templated transcription. Gene Ontology annotation, cellular component: nucleus. The record is from RefSeq and is a predicted model, not a curated record. The coding region runs from base 273 to 1154 and encodes 293 amino acids.